This is a messenger RNA of Anoplophora glabripennis (Asian longhorned beetle), 1265 nucleotides long. RefSeq names its product AN1-type zinc finger protein 1. The transcript has 3 exons. Lineage: Eukaryota; Metazoa; Arthropoda; Insecta; Coleoptera; Cerambycidae. Gene Ontology annotation, cellular component: endoplasmic reticulum; cytoplasm. Gene Ontology annotation, biological process: protein targeting to ER; proteasome-mediated ubiquitin-dependent protein catabolic process. Bases 315 to 1115 code for a protein of 266 amino acids. Gene Ontology annotation, molecular function: zinc ion binding. The record is from RefSeq and is a predicted model, not a curated record.
UCGUGGUCCUAGGUUGCCGUGUUCGUGUUCCGUGUUUGUGUCAUUUUGUUCCAUGAUUUUUGUGUUGUGAUUUCAUUGGAGAUGGACAGUCAGGUAUCGAUUGAUGGAUUUUUUGUGGAUCUAAUUGAUGAUAGCUGGCGAUCUGACACUCUUCCAGAGGAUGACAUUACUGUACCUGUAUGGGAAUUGUCAGAUCCUGAAGCUGACUCGGGAGAUCUUCAUUUAACCUUAAAAGAGCAGGAGCAAAAGUGGACUGAUAUUAUGCUUACGACUUUGAGUGAACACCAAUAGAAUACAAAUUUUAUUUUUUCAUAAUGGAAUUACCCUCAUUAGACAAACAGUGUAGUGAAAAGGACUGUAAUCAGUUAGAUUUUCUUCCUUUAGAGUGUAAGUGCGGUAAGAUCUUUUGUUCACACCAUUUUCAUGCACAUGUAGAGUCCUGUGAAAAAUCCCGGUUUCUUUCUGAAGAUGAAUUAAAGAAAAUCGAGAAUGUCUCUGUCUGUUCUUACGGUGGCUGUAAAGAAAGGAUUAUCGUGCCUAUAUUGUGUGAAAGGUGUAAGAAGAGUUAUUGUGUAAAACAUCGUCAUUUACAGGAAUGUAAAGAAAAAGAUCCAGAGACCAUAGCAGCUGAAAAAGAAAAAUAUGCUGCUCCUAUGAGACAGUUUAAUGAGGCUAAAGCUUCCAUUGAUAAAGAGUUAGACAAUAAAAUAACGGAAGCUAAAAACAAAGGGAAAAACAAAAACAUGGCAAAUAAGGUGCAGUUAAUGAGACUGAAGAAUAAAGCUAUUGGUUUGAAAUCUAUACCCACAACGGACCGCAUUUAUUUUAAUGUAAUCCAUCCAGAACCAGAAAACGAAAAGACAACAGCUGUAUUUGUUUCAAAGCAAUGGACUCUCGGAAGAGCAAUAGAUGCUAUCGCUCAAGAAUUAAAACUUCAAAACAAUAACAAUAAAACUAACGAAAAAAAAUUGCGGCUGUUCAAAAAAGAUGGAAAUGAUAUUGUUUCAAGUAGUAUGUCAACUGGUUUAACUGCAUUGCUACAAAAUAAUGUUAUAAUCGACGGAGAAGAUCUAAUUAUUACGUAUGUUGAUAAUGAUUGCGUUAAAUUCAUGUAACUUUUAUAUUUAGUUAAAUAAUACUGUUUAAAUGUUUUCUUUUUCAAGGAUUUUGAAUUUGCCAUUAAAAUUAUUUAGACUUAUGAGUUUUAAUGAUAGGGUUUUCCAGAUUGAAUUUUUCUAAGUUGUAAAAUAAAUAGUUAAUCUGAA